GGCAGCUCCAGUAGAGCCGAGAUUGUCCGUAACCGCGUUCCGUCGUUACCGGUUAUUGUAGGUCAGUCGUUUCUGGCGUGAGCUUGAAAUGUGAAUCCAGAAAUGUCAUGAAGUGAAUCUGAAGAAAGCAAGCAGCGUUCAUAUCUGCUGAAUCGCUUGGUCUCGAUGGCAUGAAUCACCUCAGUGUGAGCAGAGGUUUUGUUCAGACAGAAGUUGAUCCGUCCGGUUUGCCCUACAGAGGCCUGCGCUGUUACACAUAACCGCGGGAUCAAUGAUCCACCGCAAAGUACUGGCUCGGUUUUUAUUUUGAUCACAUUAGAGUUGCAACAAUGAGAAAGGACGUGAGGAUAUUACUUGUCGGAGAACCCAAAGUGGGGAAGACAUCCCUGAUCAUGUCACUCGUCAGUGAGGAGUUCCCUGAUGAGGUUCCUCUCAGAGCUGAAGAGAUCACUAUUCCAGCUGAUGUCACACCUGAGAGAGUGCCCACUCAUAUAGUGGACUAUUCAGAAGCAGAACAGUCAGAUGAGCAGCUUUACCAAGAAAUAUCAAAGGCCAAUGUUAUAUGCAUUGUAUAUUCAGUAAACAACAAGAAAUCAAUUGAAAAGGUGACGAGUCAUUGGAUUCCCCUCAUCAGUGAAAGAACAGAUAAGGACAGCAGAGUGCCAUUGAUCCUGGUGGGGAAUAAAUCUGACCUGGUGGAGCACAGCAGCAUGGAGACCAUCCUGCCCAUCAUGAACCAGUACUCUGAGAUUGAGACUUGUGUGGAGUGUUCAGCCAAAAGCCUGAAGAAUAUCUCCGAGUUGUUCUACUACGCCCAGAAGGCUGUUCUACACCCGACAGGACCGCUGUACUCUCCAGAAGAGAAAGAGAUGAAGCCUUCUUGCAUCAAAGCACUUACUCGCAUUUUUACAGUAUCAGACCUGGACAACGACGGCAUUCUAAACGAUAAUGAGCUCAAUUUCUUCCAGAGAACUUGUUUUAACAUACCCCUGGCACCUCAAGCCCUGGAGGACGUGAAGAAUGUUGUGCGGAAAAAUAUGUUGGAUGGGGUAAAAGACAGUGGCCUCACACUGAAGGGUUUCCUGUUCCUUCAUACACUUUUUAUUCAGAGAGGGAGGCAUGAGACCACAUGGACUGUGCUCAGGAGGUUUGGUUAUGAUGACGACCUGGAGCUGACCCAGGAAUACCUGUUUCCACUGUUCAAAAUACCUCCAGACUGCACUACAGAGCUCAACCACAACGCCUACCUCUUCCUCCAGAGCGUCUUUGACAAGUAUGACAAAGAUCGAGACUGUGCACUGUCUCCAGAUGAGCUGAAGGAUUUGUUCAAGGUCUUUCCCUACAUGCCCUGGGGUCCUGAUGUCAACAACACAGUCUGCACCAAUGAGCAGGGCUGGAUCACUUACCAAGGCUACCUUUCCCAGUGGACGCUAACAACGUACCUGGAUGUGCAGCGAUGUUUAGAGUACCUGGGUUAUCUUGGUUACUCUAUUAUUCAAGAACAGGAGUCACAGGCAGCCGCUAUCACAGUCACAAGGAAUAAGCGCAUCGACCUGCAGAAGAAACAGACCCAGCGCGGUGUUUUCCGCUGUAAUGUCCUAGGGGCGCGAGACAGCGGUAAAAGUGGCUUUCUGCAGGCUUUCCUAGGCAGGAACCUUGCGCGUCAGAAGAGGAUAAGAGAAGACCGCAAGUCUUACUAUGCCAUCAGCACCACUUAUGUUUAUGGACAAGAGAAAUAUCUGCUUCUGCACGAGGUGCUGCCGGACUUUGAGUUCCUCUCUGAGGCUGAUCUGGCUUGUGAUGUUGUUUGCUUGGUGUAUGACAUCAGUAACCCACGCUCUUUUGAGUACUGCGCUAAAGUCUACAAGAAACACUUCUUGGACAGCAAGACUCCCUGUGUGAUUAUUGCUGCCAAGUCGGACCUGCAUGAAGCCCCUCAGUACUACAGUCUGUCCCCGCUGGAUUUCUGUCGGAAACACAAGCUUCACCCUCCACAGCUGUUCACCUGCAACACAGACGAAGCACCCAGCAAAGACAUCUAUACCAAACUCACCACUAUGGCCAUGUAUCCACACAUGACCCAAGCUGACCUGAAAAGCUCUACGUUUUGGCUGAGGGCGAGUGUCGGUGCCACAGUGUUUGCUGUUCUUGGCUUCGCCGUGUACAAAGCUCUCCUCAAGCAGCGGUGAUCAGUGCAUCUCUGAGGAACUACAAAACCCCUGAUUCCCUCAUUCCAUCCUUGUUUCAUUUAGGAGAGAAGAUUCCUAGUAAUGGUUACAUUUUGUAUAUUCAAAACUGCCUUUCCCGAACCAAGUGUUAUAGGAACUCGCCUCAUCAGCCAUGUGGUGAAUCAGGACAUCUACAGUAAUCGGGUUUUGUUUAUGCACACUGUUUUCCUCAGGUCAGUAUUAAUUGGUGUGACCUAUAUUGAAAAGAGACAGUGGAGCUUUACUGAUAGGUGACUGAACACUAUGUAUAUAUCUUACUGGACUCUCGAAGAUCGUCUCUAGAUAGUUGAACAAACCAUAUUUGAACUGUAUCACACAGAGAUACACUUGUGCUUGUUAGAGAAGCACUGAAACAAAGCCAUUUCUCACAAGUAAAGGUCAUUUAACCCUUUGUACGUCUCAGCUAUGUUAAUUUAUUAGCCUUAUCUCUGUCUUUUUUGCCAUUGCUUGAAACAUGCAUAUAACUAUGGAUUCUUUUAUGCAAUAUUUGGUUUUUAUUUUAGUAAGUUAUGUUUGUCUUUCUUUUCUUUUCUACCCAUGGCCUUUAUAAAGAUUAUGCACAGGACAAAAAAAAUGUUUAUGAGUGAGGUUUUUUUUUCCCAAACCAGACUUAUAAGGACCUGCUUGCUACAUUAUAAAGAAGACUAUGAAUUCUUCCCAACUAACAAUCAUGUAGAGACAACGUCAUGUUUGUUCUGAUGUUUCAGAUCUCAUGCAUAUGUAACUUUCAAUGCAGUUUCCUUGUUCAAAACCAUGGGAUUGUUGCACCUGUUGGUUUUCAGACAUUUACAAUAAAUAAUGGUGUGAAUAAA
Messenger RNA from Carassius gibelio (silver crucian carp), 3040 nucleotides. RefSeq names its product mitochondrial Rho GTPase 1-A-like. Gene Ontology annotation, molecular function: GTP binding; calcium ion binding; GTPase activity. The coding region runs from base 330 to 2189 and encodes 619 amino acids. The record is from RefSeq and is a predicted model, not a curated record. The transcript is spliced from 19 exons. Gene Ontology annotation, cellular component: mitochondrial outer membrane. Gene Ontology annotation, biological process: small GTPase-mediated signal transduction; mitochondrion organization. NCBI's taxonomy places the organism in Eukaryota, Metazoa, Chordata, Actinopteri, Cypriniformes, Cyprinidae.